GGUCCGGGUCACCAGUCGCUGCUCUGCCAGUAGGGCGCACAACCCAGCCUCGCCCAGCCUCUCCGCCGCGCUCCAAGGGCUUCCCGUCGGGACCAUGCGCGGCCGCGAGCUCCCGCUGGUCCUACUGGCGCUGGUCCUCUUCCAGGCGCCCCGGGGGCGAGCGGUCCCGCUGCCUGCGGGCGGAGGGACCGUGCUGACCAAGAUGUACCCGCGCGGCAACCACUGGGCGGUGGGACACUUAAUGGGGAAAAAGAGCACAGGGGAGUCUUCUGUUUCUGAGAGAGGGAGCCUAAAGCAACAGCUGAGAGAGUACAUCAGGUGGGAAGAAGCUGCAAGCAAUUUGCUGGGUCUCAUAGAAGCAAAGGAGAACAGAAACCACCAGCCACCUCAACCCAAGGCCCUGGGCAAUCAGCAGCCUUCGUGGGAUUCAGAGGAUAGCAGCAACUUCAAAGAUUUGGUAGACUCUCUGCUCCAGGUUCUCAACGUGAAGGAAGGAACCCCCCAGCUGAACCAGCAAUGACAAUGAUGGCCUCUCUCAAAGGAGAAAAACAAAACCCGUAAGAGACUGCGUUCUGCAAGCAUCAGUUCUACGGAUCAUCAACAAGAUUUCCUUGUGCAAAAUAUUUGACUAUUCUUGUAUCUUUCAUCCUUGACUAAAUUCGUGAUUUUCAAGCAGCAUCUUCUGGUUCGAACUUGUUUGCUGUGAACAAUUGUCGAAAAGAGUCUUCCAAUUAAUGCUUUCUACAUCUAGGCUACCUGUUGGUUAGAUUCAAGGCCCCGAGCUGUUACCAUUGACAAUAAAAGCUUAAACACA
Molecule: messenger RNA, 814 nt
Organism: Mandrillus leucophaeus (drill)
Lineage: Eukaryota; Metazoa; Chordata; Mammalia; Primates; Cercopithecidae
Gene: GRP
Product: gastrin-releasing peptide
Exons: 3
Coding region: 95-520 (141 amino acids)
Biological process (GO): neuropeptide signaling pathway
Molecular function (GO): neuropeptide hormone activity
Source: RefSeq, a predicted model, not a curated record